AUGGAGUCUGGCCAAGAAUAUCAUCAAGCGCAAUCUUUGGAUCCAACUUCAAAUGAGGAUUACAAUGCUGCUGAGAUUCUACUGAUGCUUGAGGUCUCAAACCUAUUAGAAGCAACGUCGCAAAGUCUCCAUAGCCUCACAGAUGAAGAUCUGAGGCCAGCCUCAAAACAAGAUGAAGUGCAUGUAGAACCAGAAGCUCUAGUUUUUGAGCCUGAGUUUCCCAACCAUGUGCAUGGCGUUGAAGAAAGUCUGUCGCCGCCCGAAAUGAACCUUACAUCGAAAGUCAUGGAGUCUGGCCCAAAAGAUCAUAAAGCUCAUCCUUUGGAUCCAAUUUCAAAUGAGGAUUACAAUGCUACUGAGAUUCUUCUAAUGGUUGAGGACUCAAACCCAUUAAAAGCAGCAUCACAAAGUCUCCACAGCCUCACAUGCAGAACUAGAAGCUCUAGAUCAACAAUUCAACCCUAG
This is a messenger RNA of Ilex paraguariensis (yerba mate), 465 nucleotides long. The record is from the annotation of a GenBank genome assembly. NCBI's taxonomy places the organism in Eukaryota, Viridiplantae, Streptophyta, Magnoliopsida, Aquifoliales, Aquifoliaceae.